Messenger RNA from Zasmidium cellare ATCC 36951, 858 nucleotides. RefSeq lists its product as uncharacterized. Gene Ontology annotation, molecular function: oxidoreductase activity. Bases 1 to 858 code for a protein of 285 amino acids. The transcript is spliced from 2 exons. NCBI's taxonomy places the organism in Eukaryota, Fungi, Ascomycota, Dothideomycetes, Mycosphaerellales, Mycosphaerellaceae. The record is from RefSeq and is a predicted model, not a curated record.
AUGGCAAGCGCAGGGACGAGCAGAAACGUCCGGACUGAGUUGAAUUACUCGAAACCUGUUGAAGGCAAUACCAUUUCUAUCGACUUCACAAAGCCAGGAGCAGAGGCGAAGUUCGAGGAUCUCAACGAGAAUGGCUCGACCAGCCACGAUGUGACCAUCAACGACGUUCGCGGUAAAACACAAGAUUUGAGUUUGGCGAGCAAUGGCUUUCAGUACGUCUCACACGACGUCGCCGGUCUUGGUGAUUGCAAGACCGAGCAGGAAAUUACAGACCUACUACUGCCCGCCACCAAGGAGCUUGUGCAGAAUCAACUUGGGGCCUCUCGAAUUGACAUCCUCACUAGCCGUAUCCGCAGCAAAUACUCCACAGAUCCAGCCAAGCGUCAAGAAUACCGUGGUCCUGCAAACAGCGUCCAUUCAGACUUCACUCCUGCUGGAGCCCUGAAGCAACUCGAAAAUGUCAUCACUGAUGCCGAAGAGCGCCAGCAACUCAUCGAGAACCAUCGAGUCUAUGUCAUCAACGUAUGGCGACCUCUCAAGCCGAUCACUCGAGAUCCUCUCGCCGUCUGCGAUUGGCAAACCGUCGAUCGGCACCGCGACUGGAUUUCGAAAAGGUUCAUAUACCCUGGCAAUUGGUCCGAGCUGGGAACCCCAGUCUAUCAUCCAGAUCACCGAUGGUACUGGAUCAGCAAUCAGCGGCCUAACGAAGCACUGGUGUUCGUGCAAUUCGAUGGUGACAAAGUCGACGAAGGAGGAAUGACUGUCGCUCACACUGCCUUCGUCGACCCAGACUUCAAUGAAGGGCCUCCACGUGAGAGUAUGGAGAUCAAGAUGUUUGCUUUUGUACCCAGGGUGUGA